AUGGCUACCAUAUCUGAAAGUUUCAAUAUAAAUUUUAUCUGCCUCAGAAUUUUUGGACUAUUUUUGAUAGUCGUUGCCCAAGUAGACAUCCUUGACCAUGAAUUGAGGAGUUUAAAAGUUGAUAAUAGUAGCGAAGAAGUACAAGUUAUAAAAUUAAAUAAAUGUUUGAGACAUUACGAAAUCCUCUUACAAUAUUCAAAUGAGGUUCAAGAUAUAACAAGCGUUACUAUGUUUGUUCAGUUCACUGUGGCUUCAGGAUCCAUUUGUGCAAUAUUAUGCAGCUUUUUAUUGCCUAAAACAUUUGGUGAACUUAUGUCAUUAUUACUUUUCAUGUCUACUUAUGCGUUUGUGGUGAUUCUAGAGAUUUUUAUUCCUUCUUACCUUGGAACACAGCUCCGCUAUAAAAGUCAAAAGCUAGUCAACGCAGCUUACUGCUCGGAGUGGAUAGCUAGAUCAGAAAGUUUUAAGCGAAGCCUUAAGCUUUUCAUGUUACGGGCCAACAUUCCCAUCCACUUCAGCGGAUGUGGACUUUUUCCUUUAACCUUGGAUACGUUUACUUCGAUCAUGAAAAGCGCAUAUUCAUUUUUCACGAUAGUGAGAAAUUUUCAGAAUCACGAAAAAUAG
This is a messenger RNA of Pieris macdunnoughi, 624 nucleotides long. Lineage: Eukaryota; Metazoa; Arthropoda; Insecta; Lepidoptera; Pieridae. The record is from the annotation of a GenBank genome assembly.